UGUGUGCGCAUUUUCCCCCGUACGGACUACAAACCCAUUUGCGAUCCAAUGUUCCUUCACGAGCCAUGUCGGUCGUGUGUGCCUUAAAUCCCCCUCUCCAUUCCCAUAAUUGCUCAGAAAAGUUCGUUGCUCUACACAUUCAUUGCAAAAAAAUCUUGUUUAUUCAUGGAAAUUAGAAAAACAAGCAGAUUUUUGCAGAGACUUGGAAGCGCUGGAAGAAAAGUGCAGAGUAAGUCAGGGAGGGUUCCUUCAGAUGUGCCCAAGGGCCACCUGGCAGUUUACGUGGGCAUUGUGGAGCAGACUAAACGAUUUGUUAUCCCUGCUCAAAGUGUUAAUCAUCCUGUCUUCCGUGCAUUGCUGGACAAGGCUGAAGAGCAGUUUGGAUUCGAACAUCAAGGGCCUCUUCUUAUUCCCUGCGACCCACUUGUCUUUCACAAUGUUCUUUGCCUCCUCAGAAACAAUUCCAAGCCAGAGAUUGAACAGAUGAUCAUGGAAUUGCAGAAGUAGAAUAGAAUACAAGGAAAGGGAAUUCAGCCUGAAUUAAAUUAUGGAUUGAGAAAAUCUGAUAUAAGGAAUUCAAGUUCAGAGUUGGUUCGAAUAUAUUGUUUGUUACAACUAGUACAGCCUAUAAGUUGUACAUAGUAGAGAUUUUUAGAGAUUUGAAAAAGUGUUAGUUCGAGUGCAUUGUUUGUCACAGUUAGCAUAGCGCGCAAGUUGUACAUAGUAGAGAUUUUUAGAGAUUUGAA
Cryptomeria japonica (Japanese cedar) is the source of this 746-nucleotide messenger RNA. Its product is annotated as auxin-induced protein X15-like. The record is from RefSeq and is a predicted model, not a curated record. The transcript has a single exon. Lineage: Eukaryota; Viridiplantae; Streptophyta; Pinopsida; Cupressales; Cupressaceae. Bases 166 to 507 code for a protein of 113 amino acids. Gene Ontology annotation, biological process: response to auxin.